AUGCUGGGGAGCUCACAGCAAGCUGGACAGUGCAAGAAAGCCUUCUCAUCCACAAAAGCAAGAGCUACUUUGAAAGUUGUCAGGAAGAGCAUUUGCACCAUUGUCCUUCUCACUAUUGCUGCAGUCACAGGAACUACAGGGCACAAUUCCUCAGCCUUAGUGAUGACUGUAGGUAACAGCUCAGUUCUCAACUGCUCUUUCAAAGGAAAUAUAACUCUGCUUAAAUGGACAAUAACCCCCAAGGCUGGAGGCCUGUGCACCAUGGUAUACAGGGCUGAUAAGAACAAGACACACAGAACAACCUGCAGUGACAACAUAAACUUGAUAUUCAGAGCAGAUCUGCCCCCUGACCUUGAGAUAUGGCAAGUGGGACUAGCCCAGGAGGGAAAUUACAGCUGUGAUGUGGCAUCAGCAGAAGGGAAUUUCCACACAAGGUACCACCUGACCGUGCAGGCCCCCCCGAGGCUGAGCCUGUCCUGUGACGAGCAGGGCAGCCCCGUGUGCGAGGCAGCGGCGGGGAAGCCGCCGGCUCAGCUCUCCUGGGCCCCAGAGGGCAGCUCCACUGCAGAGGAGAGGUGCCACGACAACGGGACAGUGACUGUUCUCAGCAAGUUCACAGCAUGUAGCACCAGUGUCACCAGUGUGACCACCUGCAUGGUGUCCCACCCAGCUGGGAACUGGAGCCAGUCCAUAGCCUGCUGUCCCUCAGGGAAGACUGGAUUCUUUCUUCCCUGUGUCAUCAGCCUUAUCGGCCUUUUGAGUCUCCUGUUCUUGCUGGCUGCUUUUGAGCUUUACAUCUUCUUUAAUAGCUGUGUCAACACCAUGACCAGUGGCAACUACUUCUAG
Molecule: messenger RNA, 846 nt
Organism: Melospiza georgiana
Lineage: Eukaryota; Metazoa; Chordata; Aves; Passeriformes; Passerellidae
Product: cell surface glycoprotein CD200 receptor 1-B-like
Exons: 5
Coding region: 1-846 (281 amino acids)
Biological process (GO): regulation of neuroinflammatory response
Cellular component (GO): external side of plasma membrane
Molecular function (GO): signaling receptor activity
Source: RefSeq, a predicted model, not a curated record